GCAAAUGCAAUAGUGGCUAACCAAGUCUUGAGCACCGUCUCUCUAUUUUAUGAUCACAAAAUGAUAAGGCACGAGACAAUUAACUUAUCUACUCCCUCCAUUUUCUUUAAAUACUGCUCGCUCCGUUUCAAAUUAUAAAUUAUUUUAUUAAAUUUAGAUAUAUAUUUUUUUGCUAUGUAUCUGAAUAUGAUAUUUAUUUAGAUGAAUAACAAAAAACUAUGUAUGUUAAUUUGUUAAAAUAAUCUACAAUUCGAAACGGAAAAAGCACCGAGAACCGAACUGUGUUUUCGUUUUGCUCGUGCGACCUCUGCGACAGCCGGGCACAGUGAUACAACCAGAGUUGCGUUGCCACAGAAUAGCAACCAGAACAAUAUUAUUCUAAUCGAGGAGGACAGCCAUUGAACAGCAGUCUUUGCGGCCAAAAGAAAAGGGUGGAGAAGCGAGGAGGAAAAGGGAGGCAAGAAACCACGGAGCGUCUUCUCUUCCUCCUCCCGUCUAUAAAUUCCCCUCCCUUUCUCCUUCCAUAUAUAGGAGGCAUCGACGCCAAGAAGAGGGAGGAGCACCAAGGACUUCCGGCGCCUGUUCAGGAUCUACAUCUUCCCGAGCGAGUUCUUGGUUGAUCUCUUCCUCUUCGACCACCUCCAAGGCCCUUGGUGUAGCUUGCCACUCUCGCCAGUCAAGUUUUCAUGUCUGAUCUUGACAUUCAGAUCCCAACUGCCUUCGAUCCCUUUGCUGAGGCCAAUGCUGGGGACUCUGGUGCGGCAGCAGGAUCAAAGGACUACGUUCAUGUACGCAGCCAGCAGCGUAAUGGUCGCAAGAGUCUGACUACUGUCCAGGGAUUGAAGAAGGAAUUCAGCUACAGCAAGAUCCUAAAAGAUCUCAAGAAAGAGUUCUGCUGCAAUGGUACAGUGGUUCAGGACCCAGAGCUUGGACAGGUCAUUCAACUCCAGGGUGAUCAGAGGAAGAACGUCUCAAAUUUCCUUGUCCAGGCCGGCAUUGUGAAGAAGGAACAUAUCAAGAUUCAUGGUUUCUGAGCAACCGUCGGGUCUAUAGCAAGCCCUGCAUGCAAAGCAGCUAUAUAUCCGGGGUGGAGCAUAUCCGGCUGUGUAAAAGCAGGCCUACGCCUGUGCGUUCUACUAUACACAUAAAACCUAGCCACCUCUCUGCUUGUAUGCUUGUUACCAUUGUGUCCAAACCUGUACGAGGCACCAUCGUUCGAUGGCUUGCUUCUCUAUCAGAAGUUUGAAUAAAUGUUAUUUCGCUAUGCUGUGUGUCA
Messenger RNA from Panicum virgatum (switchgrass), 1276 nucleotides. Its product is annotated as protein translation factor SUI1 homolog. Gene Ontology annotation, molecular function: translation initiation factor activity; RNA binding. The record is from RefSeq and is a predicted model, not a curated record. Lineage: Eukaryota; Viridiplantae; Streptophyta; Magnoliopsida; Poales; Poaceae. Gene Ontology annotation, biological process: translational initiation. The coding region runs from base 687 to 1034 and encodes 115 amino acids. The transcript has 5 exons.